AUGGUUCGCACACCAUCCAUCUCAACGUCUUCGAGCGAGAGAGACAAGGAAAAGGCCACUCAAACGCUCUCGUCCGCCUUUGCAGCCAUGAUGGCAGUCGGUGCUCCACAUCAAAGUCAGCUCAAGAUCGACGACGGCGCCUCGGUCGAUUCGGCCCCAAGUCGUUCCGCUGCUUCGUCGUCCUCUUCGUUGAAACAAGAUGAUGAGCGUUCAAAGCGAGGGCUCAGACGUCUUAGUGCAUUUGGUCGCUCCGGCCGCAGCUUGUCUCCGUUUCGGUUUGGCUCCAGAAAACGCUCGUCCUCGGCAAAUCGCCUCAAAAUCAAUGGCGAGGAUGACACAGGUUCGGAGAGCGGCAACAGAAGUGAGCGCGACAAGGACAGCGAUACCGAGUCUGUAAUGAGUUCCGCCUCAGGCAUCGUGCCACGUAACAGUGCUUUCUUCCCUGCAGACGACGACGACGAUCUUGAUGCUUCGAUUCCUCACUCACAUCGCCGCCAACAGCCAUCCUUGCUCAAUGCGCCGGAGACGCAACUCCCCAAGUCUGGCUCUUCAACUAGCAUUGCAUCAUCCGCAAAUCUUAACGACGAUCCGCAUGGAGUAGAGGCCGACGUAGAGUCGGACGAUGGCUCGAUCGGAUCAGACAAUGACGUCAAGCAUCUGUCCUCCAACACAGCCGACCAAGAUGAAGACGAAGACGAGGAUCUCGACGACAUGGAUUCCGUCGUUCUUGACAACACGCUCUAUAACGCCGAAUGUCUCACUUCUCAUGAACACUGGAACGGUCAUAAAUCUGAAGACGGCCAUCACCACUUUGAGACGUAUGAGGACGAAGACCUGGAGAGAGACGACGAACACAUCACCGCACCAAACGUCGUACUGAGCGAGGACCAGGUCUCUACGUUUAUUCAGCGUCGCGGCUCGAAAAUGCUAUCGCUCACUAUCUCGAGGCCACGCUUUGAGCGCAACCGCUGCACGAUCACGAUCAAUCAUGGCGACGCUGAAAGUGCCGCAAAGAACAGCAAGCGUCCCAAGCGCUACGUCGUGGCGAGCGAUGGAUCCGAAGAAUCUUCCUACGCUGCAGAGUGGACGAUUGGCACCGUGUUGAGGGACGGCGAUGAAAUGCUCGUGGUCUCGGUCAUGGAGACCGACACCAAGCUCGACGCUCUCGAUCCCAAGCACGAGGAGGUCUCGGCUAGAAUGGAACACCAACGCAUCCGCCAAGCCAUGGCCUCGGUGCUCGCCAAACAGGCCACACACCUGCUGGAGCGCACCAGGCUCGAGGUAAAGAUCUCGUGUCAAGCGAUUCAUGCCAAGAAUGCACGACACAUGCUUCUUGAUCUCAUCGACUUUUACGAGCCUACGAUGGUGGUCGUAGGCUCAAGAGGCCUUGGAUCGUUGAGAGGCAUCUUGCUCGGUUCAACGUCGCACUACCUUGUACAAAAAUCGUCUGCUCCCGUCAUGGUUGCGCGUAAGCGACUCAAGCUGCCAGCACUGCCGCGUGGCAAAGGCGAUGUGGUCGAAUCGGUGCGCGCUCGACACAUGCGUCUGGACCAAGCUUCGAUCGAAAAGGUGUCGAAUGCCAGUGAAGAUGCACUCUCUGGAUCCAUCGACGACAAAGACAAGGCUGUCAACGAGGAGGAAAGCACGCCCGAGAACGAAGCUGAGCGUGACGAAAAUAUGGACAAACCUGCGACGGAUACCGCUGCUGCUGCGGUGGCAGCAGCAGCCAAAGACGCAGAACCAGCAUCACCGCUUCGAAGCACACGAGCCGAAGAAACGAGUUCGGGCGGUUCGAAAUCGCACGUCACUAGCGAUGGCAGUCCCAAGUUGCAACGCAAAGCAUCCAAGACGGGCGCCACCGUCAUCCCGCACACCUCGCUGGAACGAGAAGCAGAGACGCGCAGCCAGAUCCAGCAACGCAAAGAGGAAGCUGCCAAGCUGCACAAAGACGAAAAGAAGAGGCAUCUAUUCGGUCACCAUUCCGACCAUCUCAAGACGUCCAAGUCCGGGCACAGCGACGACGAUACUGAACCUACCGAUGACGAUGCCCAGCCAAAGCCGCAGCCAUAG
This is a messenger RNA of Mycosarcoma maydis (corn smut), 2070 nucleotides long. RefSeq lists its product as uncharacterized. The transcript has a single exon. The record is from RefSeq and is a predicted model, not a curated record. Lineage: Eukaryota; Fungi; Basidiomycota; Ustilaginomycetes; Ustilaginales. The coding region runs from base 1 to 2070 and encodes 689 amino acids.